AUGUUUUAUGGUGCCAAGGGCCCUCUACUAAUUGAACGUAUAGGCCAUCUACUCUCUACAAAUUACGGCAGUAGGGAAGAAAGAAGACAAUGGGCCAUCCAAGGCAUAAACUAUUUGCAAGGAAUCCAGUACACGAAUUCUCCCUAUAUAGGUCUUUUAAUAAAAGAGAGCGGAUUAAGACUUCCAGAUCAACUUAAAAUCCAACUAGUAGGUAAACCGCAUUUUUCAUUGCUUGGUGGAUUCGAUGAGAGUACUGCGCAAGACUUAAUUUCACAUAAUUUUAGUAAUGCUAUAUUUCAAAUGGAGUCAAAAGAGGUUCCCUUGAGUAAACAAUACCAGCACUUAGAGAAAAUUACUCAAAUAUAUUUAUUAUGCCGGAAUUUCAAAGGCAUUGAAGAAAUUGAAUAUAAUUUGAAAAGCUUCACUAAUAGCCACGAGAAUAAUGAUAACUUAAAAUUCGCCCAUAAUGAGAAGACGACAAUGGUAAAAGACCGAAAUAAUCACGAUAUUGCUCAAGAAAAUCUUUUUUCACUUAUAAGGAUACAACUGAUGUUCUGCGUUUCAUAUUUUUUACAGGAAAGGUACUUUGACUGUUGCACGAAAUUCUUUCUAAUAAUAAAUUCAGAACCCCUGACGUUGAAAGUCCUUUCAGAAUAUGUAGACAGCAUGGAGUUUAUUUCCAAAGAGGAGUUUCUAAUGAUGAUUAAUAUCUCCGUGCUCAUUUCCAUUCCGUUGGACAAUUAUGACGAUUUUAUUUAUUUAAACGAUAUAAAGCCGUUCUUCCAAAUGACACCAGUCCUAAUCAAAUGUCUCGAAUUAUUGAUCAAUACAAACUUUAAUCAGUUUUUCCAAGUAUGGCAUGGUGAAAUAAAUAGGGUUUGUAUGGAAAGCUUUUUUCUAGAACCUAGCUGGUCAUCUUCCGCUGCUAUUAUAAUGAGAUGCAAGAUUUAUUUCUUUUAUUUGAGAAUUUCUAAAAGACUACAGUUUAGUUAUUUAUCAUCCACAUUAGGUAUUGAUCUGGAGGAUAUUAAAGAAGAACUAACUAAUCUGAUAGUGUCGGGACAGCUAAAUUUCGAAAUUGAUGAUGACGUGAUACACUUUGAGGAUAGCUCAAUCCUGCAAAGUAUUAUCAACGAAAUUGGAAAAAACGGCACCAUAAUCAACAAGGCCAUAGGUGAGCUGAAAAAUGAAAACAUGGAUUUGAAAGACAUUAUUCAAAGUAAUCCCGUACAAUAUAGUUGUACGAACAAUGCAAUAAAUGCUAUCAAUAAUGAAAGCAGUGAAGAUAUGGAUAUAGAUGAAGUUAUCGAUACAAGUGAUAUCAGCAAUACAGAAGACGGUUUAUUUGGAAACUGA
Saccharomyces eubayanus is the source of this 1356-nucleotide messenger RNA. It is a transcript of the gene PCI8, whose product is annotated as Pci8p. Bases 1 to 1356 code for a protein of 451 amino acids. NCBI's taxonomy places the organism in Eukaryota, Fungi, Ascomycota, Saccharomycetes, Saccharomycetales, Saccharomycetaceae. Gene Ontology annotation, cellular component: COP9 signalosome. The transcript has a single exon. The record is from RefSeq and is a predicted model, not a curated record.